AUGGAUCCCACGUCGGCCACUCCCACUGGGUUCUCGUAUGCGCGGCUCAACUAUGGGUCGCCUCUGAAGCCAGCGACGGCGGGCACCCCCUCCACAUCUUCAUCUGCAUCGCUCGUUCACUCCUCGGAGGAUCUUCACCACCAUAGCCACGCCUACGUGGACGGGACAGCCCCCUCCCGCACCGUCUCAGAUUCGAGCAUGGAUGGAGGAAUCCAGACGUACGAGGAAUCGUUUACGCCAUCGGUCUUCUCAUCGCCCGCACACAUCGCCGCCUACGCUCAGCAGCAGGGUACUCCACUCCACCUCGCCUCGGUGCACGGGACUUCCUCCACACCGUCCGUAGCAGCUUCUGGCCCUGCCAGCGGUGCGAGCACCCCAGCUGCGUUCUCGUCCUACGUCGUGACGCCGUUUCCCAAUGCCCACAUGCCCCGAUCGCACCAGCUCCAACAAGUCGGUGUGGUGCCCCCUCGUUCGCUGUCGUUUGGCAGUGGCGACGUCGCCACGCAGAGCAGUGGCGGCUCCACCAUCAUCGACACCGCGUCGUUCCACUCACCUCCGCCUUCUGCUGGCGGCAGCGGCAUCAUGCCGGCCAGACAGACCUCACCGCGCAGCUACGGCGUCGACCUCGUGAGGCCCGCACAGUCGUUGCCCGCCACAACUCCUGCCUCAGCUGGACACCAGGCCUUCACUGAGGUCGUCGUGCAGCCGACCUCAGACACCUCGGCCGGCGCUGCCACCCCGGCCGCCGCUGCCACCCCGGCCGCCGCGUUCACUCCCUCGCCGCUCGCGCAGUCCCAGCAGCCGCAGCUCGGGUCGCGGCCGACCUUCAAUGCACUGCCGUCGGUCGAGCACUGUUCGCCUGAUCCCCAGCACCCGUCAUUCGUGCCCCCGCAGCGGAGCGUGGUAGGGCUCUCGUCCAAGCGCAUCCCCAACCGACAGGAGGUGGCCAGGAAGUCCAGCCUCCCGCUGGGCAUGCUCGUCUGCCCGCUGGCGCCGAUGCUCAAGCCCACGCCGUGCCUCCGGCGGCCGGCGGUGGCCUGCGCAACGUGCGGCGGCUACAUCAACAAGUAUUGUCAGCGCAACUUCGCCAAGGGCGAGUGGAAGUGCGUCCUGUGCGAUGCCACGAACACCAACCAAGACGAAUACGGCGACGAGUCGUGCGCCCAGUUCCCCGAGUUCACCAACAAGACGGUCGAGUAUCUCGAUCCGUCGCUGCAGUUCUAUCCUGGUCCUUCCACACCCCAGCCCGCCUACUUCUUCAUCAUCGACGCCAGUCUCGUUCAGAGCGACAUUGAGAUUCUUCGCGUGGGCAUCCUCAACGCCGUGAAGACGCUUCCGGAAACCUCUCGCGUGGGACUGAUCACGUUCGCCAGCGCUAUCUCGGUGUACGAGCUGGGGCUGCCCGAGGUGGCCUCUGCCGAAGUAUUCCCUGGCGAGGCCUCGCUCUCGAAUAGCGACUUCGUGUCGCUGAUCGAACGCCAGGCGAACUUUGUGGCCAGCCUGGGGACGUGCACGGCGACGAUCGACCGGAUUCUCACCGCCCUCGUCGCCAGCGCGCCCCAGAAGCGGCUCCCCAUCCAGACCAGAGCUCUCGGAACCGCCCUCGAGAUCGCUCUGGCGCUCGUCACAGGCACCCCUUCCGUCAUUUCACUGCAACAGUUGGGUGAGCCAAAGGAGGGUUGGGACGACGUGAGCCAGGAAGGAGACCGAGCUCGCAUGGACGCCAGAGUGUUCACCGGUGGCCAGCUGUUCGUCUUCAUGACCGGCUCGGCCAACUUCGGCCCUGGCGGAAUCCCUGAUGACGUGGAAGACACAAUGCAGAAGAAGACCUUCUACAAGGAACAAGCCACCGCCUACUACCGCAAGCUCGGCAUGGACGCACACAAGAUGAACGUGAUGAUCGACGUAUUCUGUUGUGGACUCAAGAAUUUCUACGUCAAGAUCCUCCAGAACCUGGUCCUGUCCAACGGCGGCGCGGGUCGCGAUGGCACCUUCGACAUUCAAUGCACGUCGCCGGUGCUUUUCACGCACAUCAUUGGCCCGGCCAUCGCGGGCAAGUCGGCGUGGGAAGGCCGACACCACUUCCGCAUGGGGUCGGUACAGCCGCGCACCUGCUACUCGCUCUACUGCUCGCUCAACGACGACAUCCCUGCGGACCACGUCUUCUUCCAAUUCGUCGUUCGCUACACCAACCGCUCCCACCAGUGGUACUACUUGAUGCCCUCCAUUCCCACGUAUUGUGUGUUCUCUUGGCUCACCGGGCUUUGCCAUCGAUACAGCAUCACUCGCGUGGUGACCCAGCGCAUAGCGACCACGGGCAGCAUGCCCAACUUCUUGGAGUCGGUGAACUCCGACGUUGUAUCCACCUUGCUCGCCAAGAAGAUCGUUCUCCUCUCUCGAAAGCUCGAGAGCGUCGACGACGUCCUCGACCACCUGGACAAGACGAUAACAAACGUCGUGUCGGCUUGCGGCACCAAGGAGAAGGACAGGCGCAACUACAGCUUGCCCGAGGCGGUCGCGCCCAUUCCCAAACAUUUGUAUUUAUUGCGUCAGGGUCCGAUGUUGGCGCCCAUUCUGCAGCACGCGGACGAUAUCGACUACGUGCGCUGUCUGUUCCUCAACAGCAACCUCGAGGACUCUCUGCGCCUCAUCAACCCUCCCCUCUACCUCGCACGCCAGGGCAAGGAGCUCGAGCGCAUCCCGCUGGAGGAUCUGGCGCUCCAGUCCCGCUUCGUGCUGCUGCUCGACCACCACACGGAUCUUUUCAUUUGGGUGGGCAGGCAGGCUCAGGACAGCGCCCAGCUGAUCGAGCUGUGCCGUCAAGCCGCCGCCUCGUUCGCCACGCAAAGAUUCCCGCAGCCCCAGCUCAUGAUUUUCCAGGUGCGGCUCAUUCCGUCGCACAAGGACUCCUUCGACGAGCAGAGGCAGUCGUUCCCGCUGAUCGCCGAGAUGGGCGAGAAGGACCACGCCGCCUUCGUCUCACGCUUCCACCGCACCGACGAACUCUCCUUCCACCACUACUUCCGCUCUCUCGCAGCGAGGUUGAAGUAG
This is a messenger RNA of Acanthamoeba castellanii str. Neff, 3051 nucleotides long. RefSeq names its product Sec23/Sec24 trunk domain containing protein. The transcript has 12 exons. Gene Ontology annotation, cellular component: COPII vesicle coat; endoplasmic reticulum exit site. Bases 1 to 3051 code for a protein of 1016 amino acids. Gene Ontology annotation, biological process: intracellular protein transport; endoplasmic reticulum to Golgi vesicle-mediated transport; COPII-coated vesicle cargo loading. Gene Ontology annotation, molecular function: zinc ion binding; GTPase activator activity. Lineage: Eukaryota; Discosea; Longamoebia; Acanthamoebidae. The record is from RefSeq and is a predicted model, not a curated record.